This is a messenger RNA of Misgurnus anguillicaudatus (oriental weatherfish), 1325 nucleotides long. RefSeq names its product cholesin (gene chlsn). The record is from RefSeq and is a predicted model, not a curated record. Lineage: Eukaryota; Metazoa; Chordata; Actinopteri; Cypriniformes; Cobitidae.
UUCCUUGGUGCUCCACACUCCAGUUUAGUAGGUGGCGGUAGUGCACCAUAAGCUGGUUUGCCAACCGCCAUAAAAUCGCAGAAGAAGAAGAAGAACUCCGUCUUGGUUCCUGUUUAAUGGCGCUGCACAUCUACACGUGAGAUUGAUGAAUUGAUGAUUUGUUACCAUGACUAAAAGUCAAGCUCCAGCACCCCAGUGUAAUUCUGCCAAGAAAAAGAAAUCCAAACCCAGUGAAGAGGAUUUCCCAUCAUGUGUACAAAAUGAGAAAACAGAUGAGAUGAAAGGCAAAACCAAAAAGAAGAGAAAGACUGAUGAAGAGGUGUUUGAUAUUUCAGAGGAUAAAGUACAGAUGAUACAAUCAACGGACACAACAAACACAGAUAAACACAAACAUAAGAAAAAGAAAAGAAAAUCUGAGCUAGAGGAGCCUGAAACAAAUACAAAUGGAAAUGCAGACCAUGAAGAGAUAACACAGAAGAAGAAAAAGAAAUCUGAAAUUCCACAGGAUGAGCCGACAGACGACACGACACUAGGGCAAGAAGAUCAAACAAAGAAAAAGAAGAAAAGAAAGCAUAAGGACUGUGAUGUAAUCGUUCCAGAAGCAAACCCACUAAAGCCACAAGAAGCCAAACCAAGCACAAAGACAGAUGAAGAGGGCGCAGAGAAAACAAACAAGAAGAGAAGAAAGAGAAAAGCUGAGGAUUCUGGAGAUGUGGAAGAAGCCUCACCGACACAGGAACCGUGUGGUGAGGAGGAAGAGGACGGCUCAGAUGGUGAGGAAGAUCUCAGUCCAGAGGAAAGACGAGUUUUGGAAAGAAAGCUGAAGAAGAUCUUGAAAAAGGAAGAGAAGAAAAAAAUGAAAGAAGAAGGCAUAAGCACAAAACCAGAGACGGUCAUGACAAAUGUAGCUGAAAAGCAGGCGCUGGAGUAUCUCACAUGCUGGUCUGAGAGACGAGAUGAAUGGAGGUUUCAGAAAACCAGGCAGACGUGGCUCCUGCAGCACAUGUAUGACAGUGUAAAGGUGCCUGAUAGUUAUUUUGAGGUGUUGUUGUCAUAUCUGGAGGGUCUUCAGGGAGCAGCAAGAGAAAAAUCACUGCAGAAGGCUGAAGCAAUAGUGCGCUGGGAAGGACAGGGAGAUGAUGGAGAAACAGCAGAUGAUGAAAAGAAGAAACACAGAGCUAAACUGGUCAUACAGCUGCUAUGAAAGGCUGAACCGAACGUCUUUUUCUGAAUCAAGCAUUUAUGCAUUUAAACAAGCAAUCUUAUUGUAAUACCCUGUAAAUAUGUACAACAUCACAUCAAAUAAAUUGAUUUGAUGGUUUUAA